Messenger RNA from Phytophthora infestans T30-4, 774 nucleotides. RefSeq names its product alcohol dehydrogenase, putative. The record is from RefSeq and is a predicted model, not a curated record. Lineage: Eukaryota; Oomycota; Peronosporomycetes; Peronosporales; Peronosporaceae. Gene Ontology annotation, molecular function: oxidoreductase activity, acting on the CH-OH group of donors, NAD or NADP as acceptor. The transcript has 2 exons. The coding region runs from base 1 to 774 and encodes 257 amino acids.
AUGAAGGUGGGUGACCGUGUGGGUAUCGGUGCGCAAGUGUGGGCCUGCCUCAACAAGUUCCCGGACGAUCCGUGCAAGGAAUGCGCCAACGGCAAGGACGCCUACUGCCGCCACCACGUGGGCACGUACAACUCGAAAUACCGCAAGACGGACGACGCAAUCACGUACGGCGGACAACAUCCGUCGGACGUGGCCGCACCGCUGUUGUGCGCCGGCACCACCGUGUUCACUCCGUUCAAGGAGGUUGGUAUCAAACCUGGUGACCGCGUUGGUAUCGUGGGCGUUGGAGGGUUGGGCCACCUGGGCAUCCAGUUCGCCAAGGCUAUGGGUGCCGCUGCAGUGGUGGCCUUCUCCCGUUCAGCCAGUAAGGAGCAGGAGAUCCGUCGUCUCGGUGCAGAUGAGUUCGUCGUGUACACAGACGAGAAGCAGGCGGCAGACGCAGCCAAGUCGGUUGACAUUCUACUGAUCACAGCCGACGCCAACAACAUGCCCUACACGCUGUUCCUGAGCUUUCUGGCGGUGCACGGUACUGUGAUCAUGGUGGGUCUGCCCAAUGAUGAGAUCAAGUUCAAGCCGUUCCCGCUCGUAGGCAAGGGCCUCAAUUUUAAGGGCAGCGCCAUCGGCAGCAUCCAGGACAUCAAGGACAUGCUGGAUGUGGCGUCCAAGAAGAACGUACGCCCUGUGAUCCAGAAACUUCCCAUGAGCAAGGUGAACGAGGGCAUCCAAAUGGUGCGCAACGGCACUGUGCGCUACCGCGUCGUGCUGGAGAACUGA